Eremothecium sinecaudum is the source of this 222-nucleotide messenger RNA. RefSeq names its product copper metallochaperone ATX1 (gene ATX1). The record is from RefSeq and is a predicted model, not a curated record. Gene Ontology annotation, molecular function: copper chaperone activity; metal ion binding. Gene Ontology annotation, biological process: copper ion transport. NCBI's taxonomy places the organism in Eukaryota, Fungi, Ascomycota, Saccharomycetes, Saccharomycetales, Saccharomycetaceae. The transcript has a single exon. The coding region runs from base 1 to 222 and encodes 73 amino acids. Gene Ontology annotation, cellular component: cytosol.
AUGUCUGCUACUAAACAUUAUCAAUUUGAUGUCGUGAUGACCUGCUCUGGGUGUUCAAAUGCCAUUAAUAGAGUUUUGACGAAACUUCAACCAGAGGUAUCUAAAAUAGACAUUUCAAUGGAGAAACAGACUGUAGACGUUGAAACCACACUGUCUUAUGAUACUAUCCUUGAAGCGAUAAAGAAAACCGGAAAGCAAGUUAAAGGUGGUAGAGAAAUAUGA